Messenger RNA from Aureobasidium uvarum, 351 nucleotides. NCBI's taxonomy places the organism in Eukaryota, Fungi, Ascomycota, Dothideomycetes, Dothideales, Saccotheciaceae. The record is from the annotation of a GenBank genome assembly.
AUGCCCGUCAAGCAGAUCAUCUCUACCGACAAGGCUCCAUCACUUCCAAACAUCUACAAUCAAGCUAUCGCAGUAAAUGGCCUGAUAUUCUGCUCAGGCACAAUAGCGAUAGACCCUGAAAGUGGAAAAAUCAUCGAUGGCGACAUCAAAGCACACACGCACCAGGUUCUGAAGAAUCUCGCGGCGGUGCUCGAGGCUGCGAACACUUCGCUGGACAAUGUGGUCAAGCUCAAUGUGUAUCUCUCCGAUAUGGACAAUUUCACUGCUAUGAAUGAGGUGUAUGUUCAGUAUUUUCCGAAUGAGAAGCCCUGCCGCACCCGUCAAGACACUUCCCUGGAGUACAGAUGUUGA